CCAAACUUAAUCGUUUGAGAGAAAAGCGAUCAUGGGUUCUUCUUCUAGAAAUCUUUAUGUAGGGAUUGGAGAAGGUUAAUCAACUUCUAGGCCACCGCUCUUCGAUGGCACUAACUACACAUAUUGGAAAGAGCGGGUGAGAAUCUACAGCUGCUCAACCAACUUCCAAUUGUGGUUGGUCAUCAAGAAUGACGAAGAAACGCCAAUGAAAAAGGUUGGGGAGAAACUCGUCCCUAAGACCGAGGAUGAAUUUGAUGCCGAAGACAUCAAAAAGGUAGAGAACUACGCAAAGGCUAUCAACAUGCUCUACUGCGUGGUCAACCCCGACAAUUAUCGUAAGAUCUCUUUCUGCACAACCGUGAAGGAAAUGUGGGACAAGCUUGAGGUAACUUACAAAGCCACAGACCAAGUUCGGGAAGCCAAAAUUGACUUCCUCACCAAGAUCUCUAAUGUCACCAUCGACGGUUUAAGAGAUAAUUUAAAAACUUAUGAAUCUACUAUUCUAACCCCGUCUUUGGAUGAACAAAAGAAGGGGAUAGCGCUGAAAGCAACCAAGGAAAUCGUUGAAGAGGAAUCAAGUGAUGAACACAGUGAGUUUGACCUCAUCAUCAAGAAAUUCCACAAAUUUAUGAAGAAAGAGCAUGAGCGCAAAGGAAAGAAGCACGACGGUUCCCCAAAGUGCUAUGGAUGUGGCGAGAUCGGUCACAAUAAACCAAGAUGUCCAAAAGCCAAGAACGCCAAGGACAAACGUGGGCUCAAGAAGCAACGAGCAUACAUCUCUUGGGGAGGAGACUCCGGAGAUGAUUCAAGCGAGCAAGAGGAAGACGAAGAAGCAAACCUUUGUCUCAUAGCUCAAGAAGAAGAGGAGUCAUCCAAAGACGAAAACCAAGAGAUCCUUUUUUAUUUCUAAAAAAAGCAUGCUCUAUCUACUGGAUAUGUAUAGAGUAUGUAGAGGGAGUAGAUUAUGCUGAUUUUGAGAUAGUAAGAUUAUGUAUUUAGCUUUUAGGGGAAUAAUACAAUCGCACAUUUCUUUUAAAAAAAUUGGGUGAGUAUGGAACGAAAGGAGAGUAUGUUUUUCUUCAAGUUAGCCCCCAGUGGUUUGGAUUUCUAGAUCCGCCACUAUCAAGCGCAAGUGUUAGGGGUGAACCGGGGGUCUUAUCAAGUUGUUAUUUUUGGAGAUGGAACUGUGGAAUAAUGAAGGGAAAAUGGG
Cuscuta campestris is the source of this 1210-nucleotide messenger RNA. NCBI's taxonomy places the organism in Eukaryota, Viridiplantae, Streptophyta, Magnoliopsida, Solanales, Convolvulaceae. The record is from the annotation of a GenBank genome assembly.